Messenger RNA from Amphibalanus amphitrite, 1489 nucleotides. Its product is annotated as ribosome biogenesis protein NOP53-like. Gene Ontology annotation, cellular component: nucleolus. Gene Ontology annotation, molecular function: 5S rRNA binding. Gene Ontology annotation, biological process: rRNA processing; ribosomal large subunit assembly. The transcript has 9 exons. The record is from RefSeq and is a predicted model, not a curated record. Lineage: Eukaryota; Metazoa; Arthropoda; Thecostraca; Balanomorpha; Balanidae. The coding region runs from base 89 to 1384 and encodes 431 amino acids.
UUUUGACGCUCUUGCUACAUUUACCCCGUGCGUGUGUUUUGCUGCGAAGCUAAUAUUAUGAUAAGGUCCUUUUGCAGGAACCGCUAACAUGGGGGCAAAGAGUAAAGGCCGCAUUCCUCGGAACAAGAAGAAGUCAUGGAAGAAGCAAGUAGACAUCUCAGAAGUAGACGAGUACCUAGAUGAUGUUCGACUACAGGAGCGCUUUGGUGGUCUUGUAUCGGAGAAGGAGAGUGAUGAAAUUUUCACCAUCGACAAGAGCCCGGAUGAGGCCGAUCCUGAUGUUCUGCUGCGUCAGAAGCGACCGAAACGGCCCAAGGUCGACCAGGACAACCUGAGAUGCUUUCAGAACCUGAAGGGCCUCCCUGGUGCCAAAGUACCAGUGAAACACAACUACAUCAAGGACAAACGACCAGAUUAUAUCAAAGCAAAGACAAACAGGAAGAAGGCUGCGAGCGAAUUGCUGGCUGCUGUGUCCAAUGACAUUGCUUUGAAGAAAGGAGAGGAAAAGAAGAAACAGCUUCCGAAGGACCCAUGGGCAGACGACGAAACUGCCGACCCGGCGGGCGACUGGCUCGAGCCGGCACUCCGAAAGAUGCGCCGCUGCCGCACCGAGGGCACCGUGCGCCGGCCGCUCUACAUGCGCGUGAAGAGGUCCCUGCUGCCGGCCGUCGAGCCGCCGCACGCAGGUCAGUCGUACCACCCGGAGGCAGCCGAUCACUCGGCGCUUCUCGAGGAGGCGGUCCUGGUCGAACACAAGAAGGAGGCCGACUUCCAGCGCUGGGAGCGCCAGACUACCGCCAAGUUCCCCUCGCGGCGGCCCACAGAGGCCGACUGGAUUAAGGAGAUGUCGGGAGGCCUCGGAGAAGACGAGGAGGAAAAGGGCGAUGAGGAGAAAUCCGUGACGCUCGUAAAGAAGGUACCCAAGCCGAAGACGCGGCAGCAGCGGCGCAAGAUGCGCGAGCGGGAGGUGGCCGAGCGUCAGAGGCUGGCGGCCGUCACCACCCGGCGCUCGGAGAACGAGGUGUUCAGGGUGCGCACCAUCGCCAAGGAGCUGCGCGCGCGCGAGGCGCGGACCGUCGAGCGCCAGGCGCGCCGGCUGGAGCGCCAGUGCGCGCGCGCCAGCCAGCCGCUGACGCUGGGCCGCGAGCGGUUCGAGCCGACGUCGCUGGAGCUGAACCUGACCGAGGAGCUGCCGGGCUCUCUGCGCAACAUCCGCGUGGAGGGCGACCCGCUCCAGGAGCGCUUCAAGUCGCUGCAGAAGAGGAACAUCAUCGAGCCGCGCGUGCGCACCACGCAAAAGAAGAAGUUCAAGAGGAAGCGCUUCGACCGGAUCACGGCCUCGGAUCGCGAGCCCAACAAGCUGAAGACGGAGCGGAACUUCUGAUUUCGUUUCCGGUCGGAAAGAACUGUGUCACCAAUAUGCUGACGUUGCCGUUGGAACUGGAUCGUAACGCGUUUAUGGAGACUCGAAUAAAGGCGAUAUAUCGGA